UCAUUUUUUGUGUAACCGUGGCGCCAAAGCUAAAUUCCCCAAAGAAGAAGAAGAAGAAGAAGAAGGAGAAGAAGAAGAAGAACAACAACAACAACAACAACAACAACACAAUAGGUCUCCGGAAUCAUUUGAGCUGCGGGCGGGCUGACAUGGAUACGGAGGACAACGUCCGCUUGACUCUCCGCAACUUACUCAACUCCGUCGAGUGCAUUUCGGCUCGAGUCCGAGACGGAGAAGCCAACGAGCCGGACGGAGACUUCAACCUCUCCAACUUUUGGGACACUUUGAACCAGGCGGCCAAAGCAGUAUCUCAGGAAGCCACCAAACUCUGCCUGGCCUUCUCCAAGCCUCCGCUGCCGUCACAGCAAGAUGCAGAGCAGCUGUCCGACUCUGUCCUCAAGAGUGUCCUCAGCCUCUCCACUGUUUAUUACUGGCUUCCCAAUAGCAGAGGCGUCGCUCUGCGUCAGCAAGUCCGAGACGCCGUCGUGCAGGCCCUGGAGGGCCUGACGCAGCUUCUGGAGGUCAUACUGACUUCACCGCUACAGAGUCUGACUCAGGCGCAGUUGACGUCUACGGGAGGGGUGUGGUCAGCGUGUGACCGCUUCACCCGCCUACCACAAGACAAUAAGGCUGCAGCGGUGCUGGUCCUGAGCGGUCAGAGCGGCAUCGUCAAAGACGCCAUCGAGGAGUUGGAGCAGGCGCUGUUGGAGGCCCCGUCGGGCGACGCCCCCGAUCAGCAGGAGGAUGGCGAGGAGCCGCACGCUAACCAGGACGCGUACUGGUCGGUGCGGGACCGCUGCGUGGUGGCCGCCUGCCAGGGGAUGAUGAAGGUCGCCGCCGCCUGCCUGAGGAAAACCACGGCGGCCGUCAGGACCCGCGGGGACGCCGAUGCGCCGCAGAGGGUGGAGCAGUUGGAUCGCCUGCUCGACGCCGUCAAGGAAAUCAGCCCAGGAGUUGAUGACCUGGCUUUGUGUCUCUACCCACCGGUGGAUAACAACGAUGCGGACAAUCAUGUGACUCAACUGGCGGCGCUCUUGACAAAAGUUCUCACCAUCAUUAGGUCCAGUCACAUCUGUGGUGAAGCAGAGCUGACCUGGCUAGAGUUCUUGGACCAGGCCGUGGACCACAACCUGCAAAAAGCCAAAAAUCUCCUUUGGCUGGACAGCUAGUGUGCGCAUGUGUAUGUGUGUGCCUGGGAGUUAUGCUUGUGUAUUAUUUUCGGGUUUGUGUGUGUGUUUUCGUGUGCUUGCGCGCGCCCCAUUUCAACUCUGGAUGGACAACAGAGUGGAAGAGAUCGAUUGUUAUCAGCUGCUACACAGCCCUUGAGAUUCUCAGGUCUCCUGAAAUUUGUCAGCUAAAUAAAUUGAUGUUGGAAACUUCACAAAA
Molecule: messenger RNA, 1386 nt
Organism: Syngnathus typhle (broad-nosed pipefish)
Lineage: Eukaryota; Metazoa; Chordata; Actinopteri; Syngnathiformes; Syngnathidae
Product: cyclin-D1-binding protein 1 homolog
Exons: 11
Coding region: 150-1169 (339 amino acids)
Biological process (GO): regulation of cell cycle
Cellular component (GO): nucleus
Source: RefSeq, a predicted model, not a curated record